This is a messenger RNA of Cyprinodon tularosa, 1075 nucleotides long. RefSeq names its product lecithin retinol acyltransferase-like. The transcript has 2 exons. Lineage: Eukaryota; Metazoa; Chordata; Actinopteri; Cyprinodontiformes; Cyprinodontidae. The record is from RefSeq and is a predicted model, not a curated record. Gene Ontology annotation, molecular function: phosphatidylcholine-retinol O-acyltransferase activity. Bases 99 to 806 code for a protein of 235 amino acids. Gene Ontology annotation, biological process: retinol metabolic process.
ACGCCCCUGGAGUAAAAGUGGGCAGAGCGCAGAGAGGCUCUCAAUCCCAGCCUGCAGUCACAGACAGAAGGAGCCAGAGUUCCUGUCCUGCUUCAGCCAUGCUGGACACCCUGACCUUCCUCCUGGAGAAGCUCUUCCUGCUGGCUCACAUCAGGCUGUCCAUCCUGCUGCCUCCGCAGCUGGACAGCUGUGAGCGGGAGGACUCCCUCCCGCAGCCCCCCGCAGCAGCAGCAGCACCGCACAGCUUCCAGCGGGGGGACCUGCUGGAGGUCCCCCGGACCCUCUUCACGCACUUCGGGAUCUACCUGGGAGACAACCGGGUGGCGCACCUCAUCCCGGACAUCCUGCCGGCGCUGAGCGCGGACCGCCGCCACAUCCAGCAGAUGGUGACCAACAGCCGGCUGCUGCUCGGGGUCCUCUCCAAGCGCGCCAGCAUCCGGGUGGACUCCGUGGAGGACUUCGCCUACGGAGCCGGGAUCCUGCUGAACGUCAUGGACCGGGCGGUGCUGCAGAGGCCGCUGCCCGGGGAGGAGGUGGCCCUGCGGGCGGAGCGGCUGGUCGGCGGGGUGUCCUACAGCCUGCUGUGGAACAACUGCGAGCACUUUGUCACCUACUGCCGCUACGGGAACGCGCAGAGCCUGCAGACAGACAGGUUCUGCGAGUGGCUGAAGUCGCUGAUCCGGGACCAGCGGAGCGUCCUCCUGACCGGCCUGCUGGGCCUCCUCUCCAUGCUCUGUUUGGGCGUGUCCCCCAUCACCGCCCUGCCCAGCGCCCUCAUCCCCUUCACCCUGUGGAUGGCCAGCUAAAAGCCUCCCAGCUCACCUCCAGUGUUUGGACCCGACCUGUUCAGAACCAACCAGAGACUCUGUUCUGACAGACAGAACGCAUCCAUCAGACUUUUCAUCUUUUUUUCUUUUCAGCUGCCUGUCUGUAGAGAUGUACGGUUAGGAAAGCGAUGUGUUGGUGGUAAAUGAAACAAAGAAAGACAAAUCUGUACAGUAUAGAUACUGCAGUUUAAAAAGACUCUGGUGAAAGUUGAAGUAUCAACUUGACCUCUUUACUCAAGUUAAAGUGA